Molecule: messenger RNA, 1566 nt
Organism: Onychostoma macrolepis
Lineage: Eukaryota; Metazoa; Chordata; Actinopteri; Cypriniformes; Cyprinidae
Exons: 4
Coding region: 76-885 (269 amino acids)
Source: RefSeq, a predicted model, not a curated record
GUACAGUUGUGUGUUCAUGUUUAAAUUGCAGCCAUUACUAAAUUAGGAACUGUUGUCAGUUUAAGUCGUAGCAGAAUGGCAAAGAAAAUAUUUGACAUGUUUAUAUUCUUCAGUUUAAGCUUAUGGAGUGGUGUGUUUGGUGGUGAUGCAGUGAAGUCAGAGUCAGUGACGGAGGGAGAGUCGGUUACUCUAGAAAUUGAUGAUACUACAGAUAAUGAGACACGGUGGAGAUUUGGACACAAGCACAUUCUCAUAGCUCUAAUCAACAGAGAAAAUGGAAAGAGAAACGUUCAUGAUGAUGCUCUUGAUGGGAGAUUCAGAGGCAGACUGCAGCUGGAUCAGACUGGAUCUCUGACCAUCACAGACACCAGAACCACAGACUCUGGACUUUAUGCAGUAAUCGGCAGCAGAACACAGACGCCACUCAACACAUUCAAUCUUACCGUCUAUGCUCGUCUUUCUGUUCCUGUCAUCAGCAGAAACGGUUCAUCACCUUCAUCCUCAGAGCAGAGUUGUUCAUUGUUGUGUUCAGCUGUGAAUGUGAGUCAUGUGAGUGUCUCCUGGUUCAGAGGACACAGUUUAUUGUCCAGCAUCAGUGUGUCUGAUCUCAGCAUCAGUCUCUCUCUACCUCUGGAGAUCGAGUGUGUGGAUGCUUCCUACAGCUGUGUGAUCAACAACUCCAUCAGCAACCAGACCACACAUCUCAACACUCAACUCUGCAAGCCAUGUGCAGCCCAUAUCUGCUCUUGUGGUGUUACUGAAGCUGUGAUCCGAUUGGCUCUCUCUGCUCUGGUGGGCGUGGCUGCUGUGGCUGUUCUUGUUUAUGACAUCAGAUCCAGAAGUCUUCGACAGAAGAGAGAGCAGACGUCACCAAGCUCUGAUUAAUCAGAUACUCAGGAAAGUGGAGAUGUUGCUGAACAACUGUAGACAUUUUAUUAUAAAAAUGUAAGCUAUGAUUAAUGUUGUUUGUUUAAUGUGUGCUUUUUUAGUAGCUAAAUGUAUGACAUUGUAAAUGUAUUUGUCUUGUUGGUGAACACUGUAAAAAAAAAUAAGUUGUUAAGUAAGUUCAACUUAAAAUAAUUUGUUACCUGGCUGCCUUAAAAUCUUGCGUUCAAUAAGCUAAAAAACAUUUGUUGUUCACACAUAUAUUGGAGUUCCUUAAACCUAGAUUUAAUAGUUGGGGUAACAAAGGAGAAGCUGAAUCAACUUUAUACUUUGUAUAACCAACAUGUUUUUAGUAAGCCCAACUAGACGAGAAAGUUGUACCAAACUAAAUUCAAGUUGAAACAACACAAAAUUAGUGAGACCAACAAACGCAGAGUUGUUUAAACUAAGCAUUUUGUUGAAUAAACUUGUAAGUAUAAGUUCUGCAAACGUAAUACAAAUUGGCCAAACUAAGCGUCUUGUUGAAUUAACUUAUAUUUUUAAGGCAGCCAGGUUACUUUUUCAAGAAUAGUUCAUCUUACUAGUGAUGUUAAGUUCAUUCAACUGGCUGAACUAUGUAAUUUGCCCACACAACUCAAGUUUCUAUUUUCUACUCACAUAAAAUAAAAUACAUUGCAUGUU